AUGGGCGAUCGUGGUCGGCAUAUCAGACAGUUAAAACGGACGAUUCAGACGGAUCACUUCGGUUACCCCAUCGUUGUCGCUGGUCUUCCAUCACCGGAGGAUGAAGAUCUUCCAAGUGGAAUCUUCCAAGCUUGGGCAACCUGGCAGUAUCCUAGCCCUCGUGCUUCCUUCGGGUGGCAUGGCAUAUGCGAGCCGUUCAGCUGUAGCACCCUUUCGGUGCCUGGCUGCCAUGCCACACGAAGGAGGCACGAGGGCUGUGAUACUGUCACGUUGCCCAAGCCUAGACGGGGGAAUUCGAGAGACAGGUUGGGUUCGAACCACGGACCUUCCGGUCAUAUUGUAUCUCCGAAGAGUGGGGAUGACUCGGUAGCGUCCCUCGACCCGUUGGAACAAUAUCACAAGUUACCCGCCAUAAUAAAACGUCGUGUUCGAGCCCUUAAGAAGCUUCAAUAUGAAACCGUUAAAAUAGAUGUCAACUUCUUCAAAGAGCUAUUUGAGUUAGAAAUUAAGUACGACCUAGAACACCAGCGUAUCUUCGAACAACGACGAACCAUCGUCUCCGGUGAGAAGGAACCAGCGGAUGACGAAUGCGACUGGCCCUCGGACGAGGAGCUUGUUGAUGGUGAGGGGGAUGAAGUUGAAAAACUGUGUGAUGAAGUCAAUAAAAAGGCGGCGGUUUCCUCAGAGACUAACAAUGCUGAUUUGAAAGGCAUACCUGACUUCUGGCUGACAACUUUGAGGAACGUCCCUCUCCUGAAUGAGACUAUCCAAGAGCACGAUGUUCCCAUACUGCAACAUUUGAGCGACAUCAAGUGCAAGCUUCACCGAGACGAACCGGGUUUCACCCUUGAGUUCCACUUUUCUCCCAAUGAGUAUUUCACCAACAAAUUCUUGACCAAGCGGUAUUUCUUCAACUACGAAAUCUCAGCAGACGAACCUUUCAGCUACGAAGGCCCGGAAAUAGUUCGUGCUAAAGGUUGUGUCAUCAACUGGAAUCCAGGGAAGAAUGUCACAGUCAAAGUAAUAAAAAAGGUUCAGAAAAAGAAGGGAAGUGGCGCAAAAAGGACCAUAACGAAAAACGUCCAGGAAGAUUCUUUCUUCAACUUUUUUGAACCUCCUGAAGAGACGUUGUCCGAGGAUUUGGAUGACGAUAUUCAAAUGCUUCUCGAGAGUGAUUUUAAACUAGGUCAAUUCCUCCGGGACACAAUCAUCCCCAAAGCAGUUUUAUUCUUUACGGGAGAAGAAAUUGCCGACGAGUCGGACGAAGAGGAUGACGAUGAAGACGAAGAUGAGGAUGAGGACGAUGAUGACGAAUCCGUGGAGGAAGAUGAACACCAUCAACGGCAUCACCACGGGCGUCAUCAUCACCGACACGCUGGCAGCCAUAAGAAACAUGCUGGAGAAAACACUGCUUCAGAGCAACCGGAAUGCAAACAACAGUAAAUCAAAACAUGAAAUUUCGUCCGCCUCUUUUUCAGAAAGGUGGCGCAUGUGUCAGCAUGUUGAUCCGAACGUUUAAUUCGACAUCAACGCAUUUUGUACCACCCCCCACCCCAUUGGGUGGGAAUUUUUAACCGAUGUCCGCUGUCUGUUUAUUGACUCUUGAGUGUUCCAAGCAGAGUACCUCAAUGUUUGAUCGACCAUCUGAU
This is a messenger RNA of Opisthorchis viverrini, 1649 nucleotides long. RefSeq lists its product as hypothetical. NCBI's taxonomy places the organism in Eukaryota, Metazoa, Platyhelminthes, Trematoda, Opisthorchiida, Opisthorchiidae. Gene Ontology annotation, biological process: nucleosome assembly. The record is from RefSeq and is a predicted model, not a curated record. The transcript has 15 exons. Bases 1 to 1443 code for a protein of 480 amino acids. Gene Ontology annotation, molecular function: chromatin binding; histone binding. Gene Ontology annotation, cellular component: nucleus; chromatin.